AGGUGUUUGUUCUGCGAUAUCGUACUCCUCGCCGAUAGGGGGAGCAGGCCCAUCUAUGGUACAAGGGUUGUGACGUCACGGCCUGGGAGGCAUGCAUGAUAAAUUGGGGACCAAUGUGAUUUUCACUUUCGUAUCGCUCUUGUUCAAGCCCGGUCGUGAGUCAGCAGCUGUGCAGGUCGUUCGGCCUUAUAUUCAUUAAGUAGUUGGAUAUCAACUGAAAAGGAGACAAAAUGGCAGAUAAAGCAGCAAGCGGAGUUUUAACCAAGUUGCCCCAGAAACAAAUUCAGGAGAUGAAAGAGGCGUUUACGAUGAUAGACCAAAACAGGGAUGGAUUUAUAGAUAUCAACGAUCUUAAGGAAAUGUUCUCAUCCCUGGGCAGGACGCCCGACGACAAAGAAUUGACAGCUAUGUUGAAAGAGGCUCCCGGUCCCUUGAACUUCACUAUGUUCUUGUCCAUCUUCUCAGACAAGCUCAGCGGUACCGACAGCGAGGAGACCAUCAGGAACGCAUUCGCCAUGUUUGAUGAACAGGAAAACAAGAAACUCAACAUCGAGUACAUUAAGGAUUUAUUAGAAAACAUGGGAGACAACUUCAACAAAGAUGAGAUGAGGAUGACAUUCAAGGAAGCCCCUGUGGAAGGAGGAAAAUUCGACUAUGUAAAAUUCACAGCGAUGAUCAAGGGUAGUGGUGAGGAUGAGGCAUAAAAAUGCACCAUCACAAUUCCUACAUACACCACACGAGGCGGGCUUUUCAUCCCGACAGAUCUGGCUCUUCCGGUCUUGGUGAUGAUGUCAUCAUGACGUCAGAAGAACGACUCCUUCUUCGCAAAAUGGACAGCAUGAAAAUCUGAACAUUUACGGAAGAUUUACAUCUGCAGGGAUGAAAAAGACAACAUAAAAAAUAGACAUCUCUAUCCUAUUUCAAAUUCGCAAGGAAAAGGCAUCCGAUAUUAUCUGAAGUUUCUCAAGCCAAAGAGUGCUAUCAUUCCAUUUCUAACACUGGUAACGAAGGGCACAGCUGUUACAUGUACUCGCUCCCGGGCCUCACUUACAAGGAAGCGCCAGCUAGUGUCGUGGUUAUCUCCCAGAACAGGUGGAGAUAACUGCCAAAGACGACUUAAAUGACUUUUACAUCCAUCACUGAUGCGGUACCAACUUGAACGAAGAACAACAUCAAAGAAAAGGUCGUCUUUCAAACCUCCCGAUUUCUGUUGGCUUGAGAUGCUUUAAAAUGUGAUCCGAUUCUUUAUGACAUUUCCAAAUAUAGAUUAACCCCAUUUGCUCUCUCUCUUGUAUAUACCUAGAAUACAAAUAAUACAUAACUUUCAUCAACUUUUUAUAGUCAUGCCGCGCCUCUGGGAAGGGUGGACGAAAUCAUUUAGAGGAAUCUCUCGUGUUCCUCGAUUCUUUUGUGUUAUAUAAUGAUUCUGUGAAAUAAUUGUAUACAAAUUUUGACCUGUCGUCUUUUCAUUCAUAAUAGAACAGAGUACAAUUUUCAAUCAUUUGUACUUGGGUAUAUAAAUAUUUAUUUAUAAAUUUAUGUAUUUAUCCCAGGGGAUUAAAUAUUGUCGAAAUAGCUAAUGUAUGAAUGUCUGUCCUAUGUCCGACUAGUAGACAAGUACUUGAUCUACAAGGGGAUUCAUAACCACUUCCGCUCCCAUGAUCCUCUGUUCUGUUCCUGAGGGAAUAUAAAAUGGCUUCCUCUGGAAAAUAACAAUUUGAUUGGUAGCACCAUGUGAUACAGUGGAUAUGGUUGCCCCUAGCAACAUCUGAGUGGAUUGUUCCCGUGUAUCCUUAUUUAUUUUACAAUAAACCUCUGUGCACAGAGUGAACUGAA
Messenger RNA from Pecten maximus, 1836 nucleotides. RefSeq names its product myosin regulatory light chain, striated adductor muscle. The transcript is spliced from 8 exons. Bases 231 to 704 code for a protein of 157 amino acids. Gene Ontology annotation, molecular function: myosin heavy chain binding; calcium ion binding. Gene Ontology annotation, cellular component: myosin II complex; cytoplasm. NCBI's taxonomy places the organism in Eukaryota, Metazoa, Mollusca, Bivalvia, Pectinida, Pectinidae. The record is from RefSeq and is a predicted model, not a curated record.